Messenger RNA from Strongylus vulgaris, 911 nucleotides. The record is from the annotation of a GenBank genome assembly. NCBI's taxonomy places the organism in Eukaryota, Metazoa, Nematoda, Chromadorea, Rhabditida, Strongylidae.
GAUAUCAUGGCAAUGAACAAAAUGAAUGUUUUGCACUGGCAUCUUGUAGACAGCGAAGCAUUUCCUUACGUUUCUAAGAAAUUCCCAAAUCUUGCGAAAACAGGUGCAUAUUCACCCAAACAUCAGUACUCACCAAGCGACGUCCAGGAAAUCAUCGAAUUCGCUAGGGUUCGAGGGAUACGAGUUAUUCCUGAAUUUGACCUACCAGGCCACACCGGAGCAUGGCAAGGACAUCCAGAACUGUUAACGGAGUGUUUCGAUUGUGCUGGAAAGCCAACCUAUUUACCUAAUCUCGUAGAUCCAAGCAAGAAUUCAACGUUUGAGUUCCUAUACGAGUUUCUCGAUGAAGUGAUGACGACAUUUCCCGAUGAGUUUUUGCACCUUGGAGGCGAUGAAGUUGAGAUGAUGAGGAACUCAAACAUCAGGAAGCUCCAUGGAAUUGUAAGGAAUUUAAAAGUUAAAAGAAGAACAAUUUUUUGGCAAGAAGUUUUCGAUAAUAGCAUUCCGGAAUAUGACUCCAUAAUACACAUUUGGAGAGGAAGAACUCAUCAAGAAAUCAUGAGCGAGGUAAAAAAUGUUACAGCGAAAGGUUAUAACGCUAUUGUGUCGGCAUGCUGGUACCUCAAUCGUAUUAAGUAUGGAGCUGACUGGAAAGAUGAGUUAAAACGAUUCAAUCAAUCAGAUUCUAGAUAUUAUUACUGCGAUCCCACCGACUUUGAAGGAAAUGAUCAACAAAAAGCACUUGUGCUUGGAGGUAUCGCAGCCAUUUGGGGUGAAAUGGUAGAUAAUACCAACAUCGAGAGCCGACUGUGGCCAAGGGCUUCCGCAGUUGCGGAACGAUUGUGGUCACCAAAAGAAAACACCAAAAAGGUACAUGAUUAUUUUUGUUUAAAUAAUAGUAAUAGAUGAUA